CCUGGGGCCUCAAGAGUCCCCACUCUAAAUUGCCGCCUGGCUCGAGUGCAACAGGCUACGUAGUUCAGAAAUUCAUCCGCCGUAAGCACGAAAACGAUUUCUAGCGUCAACUUUCGGCGCUGCUUUCAUCGCAUCUACGUUGCAUUAUUGCAUAAGUUCGCGCGCGUAGUGUACUGAUCUUCGUGGAGUAUCAACAGUGAAAACGAAAACAGGAUACAAAAUGAAGGUUCUAGCAGCUCUGCUGCUAACAGUGCUGUUAUCUGGAGCGGUUUCUCCGAGUAAAGUUUCCUUAGACAACGAAACAUCAUCUACGCAUGCACCAUCUACAAUUGAAUUACGUCUGUACGAUGAUGACAGUGCGAAUUCAUUCGAAAAAUCCUCGGAAAAAUCCCCUGCUGUAUUAGCAAACGAAUACAAGAAAGAUGACAAAUCCUCUCCGAUUGAUGAAAAAAUACCGUCAAAAUUGAAGAAAGAUGAUCUUCACUUUUUGAAACCGUUCCGUGGGCCUAAAGAAAUGCUUUUACAAGAAAUUCGUAUUUUAAACGAAGAAACGAAGACUCAAGAGGAAGUUGCACAAACGUUCAAGGCGGAAGCUAAAAAAAUUAGACCAUUAAAUUUCUCAACAACAGCAAAACCAAUCGGUGCUAAUAAUGCAACAGAAGAAAACAGUGGUAUAUCAAAAUGGGUUCCAGACGAAGAUGUACCCUAUGAAGAUGACAUAAGCGAGGACGAAGAAGAUGAAAAUGAUGAUGAAUAUGAUGAUGGUGAUGAAGAUGACGAUGAAAACGACGACGAACCCGAGUAUGAUGAACAAGUGAUGACACAAUGUCCCGAUUAUUGCAAAUGUGCUGGAGAAUAUGCAGCUGCAACAACUGCAACAUGCACUAAAUUUGUGGAACAACAAUUUUUUGGCACAGGUAUCGUUCAUUUGCGUAUAGAGAAUGCUGGACAAAUUCGUCUUGGCCCUCUUGCAUUUCAAUCACGAGGGUUUCAACAGCUGGAAUCGAUUGUGAUUACUGAUACGAGAAUAGUCGAAUUAAAUCAAACUGCAUUUGACGGCAUACCGUACUUAUUUUCUGUCAAUUUGACACGCAAUGACCUUCAAGAUAUUCAUCCAAGUACUUUCCAAAGUAACAUGCAGUUAUCGUUACUUUGCAUUUCCGGAAAUCCAUUGAAGCAUACACAAGAUUUAAAAUUAGCGAAACAUGGCUUGUUUGACGCUCCAUCGGUUACAGAACUUGACUUUUCCUUUAAUGGUUUGAUGAAAUUAAAACGUACAGUAUUCUCAAAGAUGAAGAGUUUGACCUAUAUUAAUUUAAAAGGCAACAAAUUGAAAGAAAUUGAUAGCGCCACGUUCAACAUGUUGGAAUCACUUGUGGAACUAGAUCUUUCAAAUAAUUUAUUGAAUGAAAUCCCAGUUGAUCUCUUCCCUAAUAACGACAUUCAGAUGCUUCGUGUUGCUGGGAAUAAUUUGAUAUCUUUGAACACUAUACAAGCAUCAAAAUUGAGAUUAUUAGAUGCUUCCAAUAAUAAAAUCAAAGUAAUUGCGAAAGAUGAUCUUUCUGGUGUACCCUCAUUGGAUCAACUGAUGAUUAGUUCAAAUGGCCUCAAACGAAUUCAUCAACAUGCUUUUGCUAAUCUUGAUCAACUGAAUCAUCUUGACAUUAGUGAUAAUAAACUGACCUCUUUAACAGAACAUCAUUUAAGAGCUAAUUCAAGGUUACAAGUUCUAUUGAUGAACAACAACCCUGAAUUGGGAACCUUACCAAUUUUCAAAACAUUUGGUUUUGAGUAUGAUACAUACAGUGUGUAUCGAUUUGAAUGCUCAAAUUGUGGCUUGUAUUUCCUCGAAGAAGGAACAUUCAAUGCUAUGCCAGCAAUAACGCAAUUGAAUCUAUCCAGAAAUCGCCUGAUGAAACUUCCAAACGGACUUCUUUCUCGCCUCUCAUCUUUACGAAUCCUUGAUCUUUCUGACAAUAUAUUUAACACUUUAGAAAGCAACAUGUUCCGCGGUGCUACCAGUUUAACUAAAAUCAGUCUUGCGGGUAAUCCUUUGACAACAUUACAAGUAACGCCGUUCUUGAUGGCUCCUGGUCUUACUAAACUUGACGUAAGCAGAUGCGCAUUAGAAAAAGUUUGGACUGUAACUAGUGCUCAGUUGACUGAUUUACGAUCUUUAUCAGUUCGACAAAAUCUUCUUCGUCGAAUAACCGUGGAAGAAUUGAAUGCAACGCCCAAACUUGUUAGUUUGGAUUUAUCGCACAAUCCUCUUAAUUGUGAUGUUGACUUUAACGAAGCUAUACAAUGGCUUACAGAUCAUGCUGUAACGCCAAUUGAAACAUUAAGAUAUAUUAGUAAUUAUGGUAAUACCGACAACUACCCCGAUUCCGAAGGUAUCAGUCAAUGGACCGAUUUGGGAAAAACAAUUUGUAACGAUACUAGUACCGCACCACAACCAAGACCAGUUCCUCAUAAAGAAAAGAAACUAACGAUUUUCCUUGGAUCAUUUGACACGUCAGAAAACUCAGAUCCUUUGUUAAGAAGCAAUGUUGAUAGCGAUGAUGAGGAGGAAAUACUUAAACUGGACAUUGAUCAUGGAAUAAAAUCAAAUGAAGUAGUAGAAAAAGCCUGGACAACUCAAGAUCAAGAAUACGAAGAUUUUAUUGCUUCAGAAAAUAUGGAAUAUCAUCCCUGGUACACUAGUGCACUUUGGCCAGUAAUUAUCGUGGUUGUCAUAACUUCAAUGAUUCUUCUACUAUCGGUGCAUAUUGCAAUUCAUUUGGCGAAACGACGAGGUCAGGGACCCGUAAUCAGGCCACCGAUGAUCCUUCGACAAGGCUUUAUUGACAAUAAGAAUUGUGGUUUAGUAUACAAACCUCUUCAAGAAGAAAUUGCUACACCGCAUGUUCCAAAACGAGGAAGCUUUUAUUCGUGUAGUACAUUCCACUAUGAUAAAAUUGUGCCAGAAAGCGUUUAAAAUUUAUGAGCUACAAAUAAUCAAUUAUUUAGCAACCGAUGUAAUUCAAUUUAACCAGACACUAAGGGGAGUAAAAAAUUCUUAUGGAAAUAGAAAUUAUUUUUAAAUAAAAUCGAUUAAUUACACUCGGAAAAAC
Molecule: messenger RNA, 3113 nt
Organism: Eufriesea mexicana
Lineage: Eukaryota; Metazoa; Arthropoda; Insecta; Hymenoptera; Apidae
Gene: Gp150
Product: leucine-rich repeat domain-containing glycoprotein 150
Exons: 9
Coding region: 221-2977 (918 amino acids)
Cellular component (GO): plasma membrane
Molecular function (GO): protein binding
Source: RefSeq, a predicted model, not a curated record